GGAGCGACGUGUCCGGUGGCUCGUGAGGGGCGGCGCUGAGUAGAUGACGUUAGUAUGACUAUGGCCCAGCCUGGGGCGGUAGUGGCAGCUGCUGCGGGAGUCCUAGUUCUUCUCCUCUACUCCUCCAUUCAUAAAGUUGAUGAGGGCCACCUGGCAGUGUAUUACAGGGGUGGUGCCUUAUUAACCAGCCCAAGUGGACCAGGCUAUCACAUCAUGCUCCCAUUCAUUACCACCUUCAAAUCAGUGCAGACAACAUUGCAAACUGAUGAAGUAAAAAACGUGCCUUGUGGGACGAGUGGUGGGGUUAUGAUCUACAUUGACCGAAUAGAAGUUGUGAAUAUGUUAGCACCAUAUGCAGUGUACGAUGUUGUGAAGAACUACACUGCAGACUACGAUAAGACCCUGAUCUUCAAUAAAAUUCACCAUGAGCUGAAUCAGUUCUGCAGUGCACAUACCCUCCAGGAAGUGUACAUUGAGCUGUUUGAUCAGAUUGAUGAGAACCUGAAGCUGGCCCUGCAAAAAGAGCUGAAUGUCAUGGCGCCAGGUCUCACCAUACAGGCUGUGCGUGUUACAAAGCCCAAAAUCCCAGAAGCCAUCCGAAGAAACUUCGAACUAAUGGAGGCUGAAAAGACCAAACUGCUCGUAGUAGCACAGAAGCAAAAGGUUGUGGAGAAGGAGGCGGAGACGGAGAGGAAGAAGGCUCUCAUAGAAGCUGAGAAGGCGGCUGAGGUGGCCAAGAUUCAUUAUCGACAGAAGCUUAUGGAGAAGGAAACAGAGAAGAGAAUUUCUGAGAUUGAAGAUGCUGUUUUGCUAGCAAGAGAGAGAACAAAAGCUGAUGCAGAAUAUUACACGGCUCGGAAAAUGGCUGACUCUAACAAGCUGAAACUCACGCCAGCAUAUCUGGAGCUGAAGAAGUAUCAGGCCAUCGCUGCCAACAGCAAGCUGUAUUUUGGUAACAGCAUCCCCAGCAUGUUUUGGGAUUCCUGCACCUUCAAACAUGUGGCUGUGAGGACCGUGCCAGAAGCCAGCCUCCUUUCAAAGGAGGAUCCUGCACUCUCUGGGGAAAGCCACCUCAAAAAACCAGAGAGCACAGGCUGAUGCAAGAGGUGGAAAAGCUUCAGCAAGCUCUGGAAGAAGGGGCUGCAUCAUGCAGACCAGUGUCCUUCCCUAGUGUGCUACAGGGGCGCUGCCUGCCCUCUGCCAUGCCCCAGUGGGGCGGACACAGCACACACAGCCUCUUUCUACACAGAUGUGACAAUUGGGUUGAUUUCUUUAAGCAACAACUGUGUUGAGGGCUCUGCCUUUCCCUUUUCUCACUCCCUGUUUGUGCUGGUGCUUCCGAAUGAGGGACAAUCCUGUACUUAAACCUGCCUAUACUGGAAUAUUAAAGGACAGAAGCCAGGGAGCCUUCUGCAGGAGGUGCAGUUCUUUAGAAGGCCUGUGUUCUGCAUUACCCUUGCGGCAGGAGGUUUGGCCUAGGGGUCCUCGAGGGUGCUGGGUGAGUGGGAUGGAAAUCCUGGUCGUUUUGCUGCCCACGCCCUGAGGCUGGUCCGACUCGUUAACCUCCCUCAUACUGCUCUUAGGCCUGUUGCUCAUCUAGAUGUAAACUUAAUUUCUUCUUGUAAAAUGCUACUGACUUUUGUCUGGUUCAAGCCUCACCAUACACACCUGCUCAGAUCCCUAGAGGCCAGAGGCCCAGCUAGGAUGGGUUUGGUGACAAGUAGAUUUUU
Messenger RNA from Terrapene triunguis (Three-toed box turtle), 1730 nucleotides. RefSeq names its product erlin-1. The coding region runs from base 55 to 1098 and encodes 347 amino acids. Gene Ontology annotation, biological process: SREBP signaling pathway. Gene Ontology annotation, cellular component: endoplasmic reticulum; endoplasmic reticulum membrane. Gene Ontology annotation, molecular function: cholesterol binding; ubiquitin protein ligase binding. The transcript has 12 exons. Lineage: Eukaryota; Metazoa; Chordata; Testudines; Emydidae. The record is from RefSeq and is a predicted model, not a curated record.